Molecule: messenger RNA, 677 nt
Organism: Venturia canescens
Lineage: Eukaryota; Metazoa; Arthropoda; Insecta; Hymenoptera; Ichneumonidae
Product: transmembrane protein 14C
Exons: 3
Coding region: 158-487 (109 amino acids)
Biological process (GO): regulation of heme biosynthetic process
Cellular component (GO): mitochondrial membrane
Source: RefSeq, a predicted model, not a curated record
CUCCAUGAAUUUGAUAUUCAUGAGGAAAUGCGUAUCUGCGCGUAGCUGAUCAGCAAAACAAAAAACAGCUCAAUCAUUUUCACUGCGACCUUGCAACAAUUGACUCCAGUGAAAUUAUAUUAUUGUCGGAUUAAAUUCUCCGAAUAAAUCUGCGAAAAUGCCGAUCGAUUUUCCUUCUUUUCUUUACGCAGGAGCCGUUGCAGCCGGUGGAAUUCUGGGUUACGUUAAAUCCAAUUCUAUUCCUUCGCUUGGAGCUGGUCUACUAUUUGGUGGCGUCUUGGGUUACGGAGCUUAUCAAAUCUCGUCCACUCCUCCUCAGUACUCAAUGUUCUUGGGCUCCAGCGCUGCUCUCGGAGGAAUUAUGGGUUACCGAUUUUAUAACACUGGAAAAAUAAUGCCUGCUGGUGUCAUUGCAAUCAUGAGUGCAGCGAUGGUUGUCAGAACAAUUUUCCACCAAUUCAGGACACCUGCACUAAGAACCGAUUAAUUGAAUAUAAUAAAAUUGUCCGACUCGCAUGUAGAGUCAUGUUUAUCGUGUAGAUAUCAUUCUGCAUUUUGGCUACGGUGGUGUAAAUUAUGUUUCGAAGUUUAGAAUCUUCUAUUUUUAUUUUGCAUAUUUAUAACUGUAAAAGGGCUCAAGAUGAAUAUUUAUAAUAAAGUUUCUUGUUAUAUCGGUA